GGGCGUUUCUCACACGUGAAUCGCCCUGGCGAGGAAACUGAGCGGAAUCUGUGGCUCCUGAGGCGCGUGGAUCACUUUGUCGACUGCCUAUUGUCGAGCCAAGAUGGCGGAGACAGAGCGCUCCUUUUCCUAAAUGAAAGAGAGAGGCGAGGGGGUGGGUCUACAAUUGCAACACAGCUGAUUCUUGUUUUCUUUUUUUGCAGAGAUUCACGGGGGCAUCUUUUUACUUGUUUCCUCUUUUUCCGUCUUGCUUUUUCUUUAAACUUGACCUGGCUUUCGCCCUCGGCCUCACGUUUUCGAUAAUGUGGACAUGUUUUGGUCAGAAGAGCAGGUGUUGAGCUCCGGGGGUGCAAUCACGCCUGCCUUGGAGCUGAGCCUCACCGCCGCCUACAGUAUCCUGUACGCGCUGCUCUUCUUCUUCGUCUACCUGCAGCUGUGGCUCGUCCUGCGCUACGGAUACAAGCGCUGCAGCUACCAGACGGUCUUCUUGUUCUUGAGCUUGCUGUGGGCGGCGCUCAGGACGACCCUCUUCUCUUUUUACUUUCAAAAUGUGGCGCAGGCCGAACAACUCCAGCCGCUGACGUACUGGCUGCUCUUCUGCUGCCCGGUCUGCCUGCACUUCUUCACCCUUUGCCUGCUCAACUUCUACUUCUGGCAGGUGAUGUGCAAGGCCAAAGCCAAGUAUUCAGCGGAGCUGUCCAAAUCCAGGAUCGGGCUGUGUUUGUUGUUCCUGUGUGUCAGCGUAUUUUUCCUGGUGGUGAAUGCAACGUGUGCGUUGUUGGUGCAAGGAGCUUUGGAGAACUCCCAACUGCCAAGCGAUCGGAGUGUGAGGCACACCGCUGUGGCUGGCGUUCUGAUCAACGACAGUCUGUUUGUCCUGUGUGCCGUCUCUCUGGCCAUCUGCGUCUUCCGCAUCGCCAAGAUGUCCUCGGCCAACGUUUACCUCCAAUCCAAGGGGACAUCCGUGUGUCAAGCCACGGCUGUGGGAGCCCUGGCUGUCCUCCUCUACACGUCCAGAGCUUGCUACAACCUGGUGGUGGCGCUGUCCGUGCAGGAUGGACCCAAUCUCUGCAGCUAUACUUGGUGCAACCUUUCUGACCAGGCGAUGAGCGGCAAGGCCUACGUGGUGUUUGGCCUGGUUUUGUUCUUUUGGGAGAUGCUGCCCACCAGUUUGAUGGUGCUUUUCUUCCGAGUCCAAAGGCCCAAUCACAACCUGCUCGCCACGGGAAUCAUCGGCUCCGGGGACUCUUAUUUUGACAACCCAAGGAGGCGCGACAGUGAUGACGACCUCUCCAGGGGCAUCAACAGAGGCGAUCGUGCCAGUCUGCUCCCCUCCAGCGUGCAUGCGGGUCGCGUGUCAAGUUGGUUCGGUUCUAUCCAGCACAACGGGACUCUGGUGUCGACCCAGCUGCCGCCGCCCACCUCCACGGCCCCCCUCCUCUUCGCUUCCGGCAACGUGCAGAAUCCCGGCCACCACCACCACAACUACUACUCCACCCCACAGAGUACCCAGCAGCACCAAAGUUACUAUUACUCCACCCCGCAAAAGUAAAGCUCAUUUGCACCUCCUUCCCAAAAAACAAAGACCACUUUCCCUCCGUGUACUUUUGCAAAUAUCAAAGCAGUACCAGGAUGGACGCGCAGCAGAAGAGGUAGCGGUCAUAGUGGAGCCAUUUGCACAAAACCAGUUUUGCUAGAAGCUUUUGCAUCAUCUGCAUCUUUGUGGAUAGAUGAUUGUGUGUGUGUGUGUGUGUGUGUGUGUACAUCACCUCUCACUCUUUCACUCCUUCAGCACAGGGGGGUCCAAAGUGGGAUGCCCGCGCCUGAUUUGUUUUUUUAAUCCACCCGUGGAACAUUCUAAAAAUAUCAUUGAAGCAGAAAAUUUAAGCAAAAGCAGCAAAAAAUGGUAAAAAGAGCAAUCAUUUCUAUGACAAUAAAAGGAAGAAAAUUGACAAGAAGUUGAAAAAGUUGUAGUUGAAAAAUUAAAAAAAAAAAAACAGCAGAAAUGGGGUAAAACAGCUGUUGUUUUACAACAAAUCAAAAUAUGAGAAAAAAAAGUUUAUUCAAAUGAGAAAAAUGUUAUGAGAAUUCCGUCAUAAUGUUAUGAGGAUAAAUGUCGUUUUAUUAGCAUAAAGUUGAAAUAGUCACGAAAAAGUCAUUUUUUUUAAGUCGUGAUACGAGAAAUAAAGUAAACAAAAGUUGUAAUUAGGUUGCGGGAAAAGUUCUAAUUUUAUGGGAAUAAAGUCAGAACAUUACGGGACGAAAAUGUAUAAGGAGAAAGUGGAAAGAAACAGCAGAAAUGCACAAAAAACAGCUGCAAUUUUUACGAGAAUAAAGUCAAAAUAUCAAGAGGAAAAAAAUGAAAUUUUAUGAGAAUAAACUUGUGAUGUUAUGAAGAAAAAUGUCAUUUUAGUAGCAUAGAGUUGAAAUGCCAUGUUCAUUUUAAAAUUUGUAAUAUUAUGAAAAACAAAGCAAAAUGAGCUUGGGGAAAAAAAUUAUACUACGGGAAUAAAGUCCAAAUAUGGGAGUAACGUUACAAUAUGAGAAGAACAUUUACUACAAGAUAGUUACGAGAAUAAAGUCAAAAUAUUUACAGAAAAGUCAUAGUAACAAGAAAAAAGUCAAACUUUUACGAAAAUGUAAUCAGAAUACAAGGAAAAAUGUCAUUUUAGUAGCACAGAGUUGAAAUAUUAAAGAAAUAAUACAGUGUUUGUUUAAAGUCGUAAUAUGAGAAACAAAACUGUUAUUUUUGGAAAAGUAGCUUUGGGAUGAAGUUCAAGUGUUAUAGAAAUUAAGUCGGAAUAUUACGUCAGUUGAAAAAUAAAUAAGGAAAAAAAGCUGCAUAUAGUUGAAAUAUUCCAGAAAAAAAUGUACUUGUAAUAUUAAUAUAUGCCUAUACAUCCAUAUACAUGUUAUAUGUACGUGAUAAUGGUAUGUAUAUAUUAAUAAUAUAUACUCAAAAUAGGAAAGCAUUUUAUUUUAAGUCUUACUAUGAGAAACAAAAUCAAAUUUACAUUUUUGAUCAAAUUAGCUUGGGGAAAAUUUAUGAGAAAAAAAAAGUCUGGGAAUAAAGUCGUCAGAGAAGAAAAAAGUUGAGCUUUUUCCACUUCUCAGCAUAUUUGACGAAAUCUGAAAGUGGCAGAGUUGCAUCCUUCCAUUAUUGCUGCGUGGCCCUCACUGGAAACACCUUUGAUGUUCCACAUUUCAAAACAGUCCUGCCUGUCCCAGAAUUCCACAUUUUCCAGCUCAAAAAUUCCCACUAAUCACGUUUUUCCUACAUUUCUCGACUCUCUGAAAGCAUUCCAGCAUCAUAACAAUGACCCCAAUUCCAAAGAUUCCCACUUUUACCUUAAUUCCACAUUUUCCACCCAGCAUUCUAGUUCACCUUCAGCAUUCACACAUUUUCUACUCUGGUUGAAAAGGAGCUUUGCAGGUCAGAAGUGAAAUAUGACAUUAUAUGACAAUAUGACGUGUGUUGUUGAAUUGUUAUCCAAGUUGUCACUUUGGUUGUUUUUUUUUAACGCUGUGCAUUCAAGUCAUUCCAUAUUUGUGCAAGAAAGACAAUCAAUGAUGAAAAUGUUGUUAGACAUAUGUCAAUAAAGACUGAUGGCACUCUU
Molecule: messenger RNA, 3617 nt
Organism: Dunckerocampus dactyliophorus (ringed pipefish)
Lineage: Eukaryota; Metazoa; Chordata; Actinopteri; Syngnathiformes; Syngnathidae
Gene: gpr137c
Product: G protein-coupled receptor 137c
Exons: 8
Coding region: 311-1552 (413 amino acids)
Biological process (GO): positive regulation of TORC1 signaling
Cellular component (GO): lysosomal membrane
Source: RefSeq, a predicted model, not a curated record